UAGGAGCUGGGCGCUCGAGUCCUCCUCCUCCUCCCCCCAUCUCCUCCUCCCCAUCCUUCUCCUCCUCCCCUUGCUGCCCAACCUCCGCCGCCGCCCGUCGGACUCCUCCUUCUGCUGCUCGCGGCGCAGAGCCUCCCUGACCAGGGCCGAGUACUCUUCGCCGGAGUCAGCUCUGCCGCGGCUUCCGGUGCCGUGGGGCGGCGGACUGGUUUUUGGUGCAGAUUCUUCUUAAUCCUUUGGUGAAAACUCUGAUACAGGAUGGCUGCAAAUAAGCCCAAGGGUCAGAAUUCUUUGGCCUUACACAAAGUCAUCAUGGUGGGCAGUGGCGGUGUUGGCAAGUCUGCUCUGACUCUACAGUUCAUGUAUGAUGAGUUUGUGGAGGACUAUGAGCCUACCAAAGCAGACAGCUAUCGGAAAAAAGUAGUGCUGGAUGGGGAGGAAGUGCAGAUCGAUAUCUUGGAUACAGCUGGGCAGGAGGACUACGCUGCAAUUAGAGACAACUACUUCCGGAGUGGGGAAGGUUUCCUCUGUGUGUUCUCUAUUACAGAAAUGGAAUCCUUUGCAGCCACAGCUGAUUUCAGGGAGCAGAUUUUAAGAGUAAAAGAAGAUGAGAAUGUUCCAUUUCUGCUGGUUGGUAACAAAUCAGAUUUAGAAGAUAAAAGGCAGGUUUCUGUGGAAGAGGCAAAAACCAGAGCCGAUCAGUGGAAUGUUAACUAUGUGGAAACAUCUGCUAAAACACGUGCUAAUGUUGACAAGGUAUUUUUUGAUUUAAUGAGGGAAAUUCGAGCCAGAAAGAUGGAAGAUAGCAAAGAAAAGAAUGGAAAAAAGAAAAGGAAAAGUUUAGCCAAGAGAAUCAGAGAAAGAUGCUGCAUUUUAUAAUCAAAGCCCAAACUCCUUUCUUAUCUUGACCAUACUAAUAAAUAUAAUUUAUAAGCAUUGCCAUCGAAGGCUUAAUUGACUGAAAUUACUUUAACAUUUGGGAAAUUGUUAUGUAUCACUAAAAGCAUGAAUUGGAACUGCACUGAAAGCAUAUUCACUUUAAAAAGAAAUUAAUGUGGCUUCACCAAGAAGCAAAGUUCAACGUAUUUCAUAAUUGCCUACAUUAUCACAGUCCUGAAUGUAAUGUAUGAGCUUGUGUUUUGAGGUCAGUCUUUAUUAAACUGUUAAAGGGGUGCUCUGGGGGUGGAGAAUGGGAGGAAAAGCUAUUUUAUAUCAUUUUAAAAUGUUGUGGUCUUCUACUGCCUUGAAAAUGACAAUUGUGAACAUGAUAGUUAAACUGUACCACUUUUUUAACCAUUAUUAUGCAAAAAUAGAAGAAAAGUAAUUGGCAUGAUUGUUGGAUAUAGUUAUGAGAGUAAUUUAUCUGUGAACCUGCAUUAACUUAGAAAAGUGGUGUAAACUUGCACAUGGAUAUUUUCGAAUAUGCCUUAAUUUAGAAACUAAAAAAUACCCAGUUACAUCAUUCUGGGUGGUUCUCAUUGGCACCAUGGGCCCAUUACCCCAUGUGUCCUGGUGAGAGACUACAUACCUAGUAAGGAGUACAACUUUUGUAUAGAAGAUUCUUGAGAAAUGACUGUCUGCUAGGGAUUCUGUCCAAAUUUAAAAUGUGUGCCAUACUCUGGUUCCUCAAAGUAAAGUUCCAGAGCUCCUGAUUGCUUCUAAUUAAAUAUACAGUUGUUUAAAAUGAAGGGCCAGCAUAUACUUGUAAGAUAAUUUUAGACUAUGAGGAUUCAACACCGUUAUAUUUAGUGAACCCUCUUUUUGUUUAAGAUGCUAGUUCCUGUAAAUCCCUUUCUGCAAGUGGUAAGCAUGUGUUAAGUUUUUUAUCUCUUUGGAGCAAUCACAUCAAUAGUGCUAAUGCAUUUUGCACUAGAACGCUUUGGGAAAAUAUUCAUGCUUGCCACCUGUUCUUUUUUUU
Messenger RNA from Miniopterus natalensis, 1918 nucleotides. RefSeq names its product RAS like proto-oncogene A (gene RALA). Gene Ontology annotation, biological process: signal transduction. Gene Ontology annotation, cellular component: membrane. Gene Ontology annotation, molecular function: GTP binding; GTPase activity. The record is from RefSeq and is a predicted model, not a curated record. NCBI's taxonomy places the organism in Eukaryota, Metazoa, Chordata, Mammalia, Chiroptera, Miniopteridae.